UGUGUGUCCGUGUGCGUCCCUGAUCGGGAGGGAAUGUCCCGACCGUGGCAGGGCCAGCGAGCACUGCCCUGGCCCUGCCCAGCCCAGAGCAGCAGCUGCCCAGGCUCACAAGCAGCCCGAGUGCAGCUGGCUGGGGCCGGCAGCUGCCCGCUGCAGGUGUGCGCAGGGCGGAUCCGCUUCCCGCGCGGUGCCGCUGGUGUGUGCGAUGGGACACGGCUGUCUCUUGUCGCCGGCCGUGCCCAAGGUGCUCGUGUCGCUCGUAGUGCCGGUGCCGUGAGAGGCGGGGCUGAGCCCCGGGGCGGAGCUGGCGGCGGCCCAGAGGAGGCGGCACGGCCGCAGCAGAGCCGGGGCUCAGGGGCACAGCGAGGCUCGGCCGGCGGAGCGGCGCCAUGCGGCGGGCUCGGGCCGCGGGGCUGCCGGCGCUGGCCGCGCUGCUGCUCGUGGCUUUGGCCAGAGCCCAGGUGCAGCAGGAGCCGUUCCUGGAGACCACCGAGGGCACCGACAUCAACAUCACCUGCUCACAUCCCCAAAAAGUGAGCGGCGAUUUCAUCCAUUUCUACCGUCAGCUGCCGGGUCGAGCACCCGAAUUCCUCGCCUUCGCUGCUAGAGGCUCCAAGGAUGUGGCGGGCAUUGCAGGAACGCUGUCGGUGUCGGAGGACGGGCGCUCCAGCGCGCUGUGGCUGGCUGUGCCCCGGCGCGGGGACGCGGCCGUGUAUUACUGCGCGCUGGGGGCCACGGGCAGAGGAGCCGGGGCUGCGGCCGGGCACGAACCGCCGCGGGCGGGGCCGGGCGGGGCCAGCAGGGGCCGCUGCCGCUCCGCCCGCCGGGCUCCCGGGGCGCGGCUCCGCAGCUCCUUCCUCUGCCCCGAGCCCGCCCGCACCGGCCCCGCACGGCCCCGCACGGCCCCGGCGCGCCGCACAACCCGCCUGCGACCCGCGCUCGCACGCUCGCCACGCACCGCCCGGCCUCCCCUCGCUCCCGAGCCCGCCGCUGCCUCACGCCAAACUGCUGCGGGCUGCGCCUCUGCCGCCGCCUCUCGCCCUCCGGACACGGCUGCUGCUGCUCUCGGCCUGCUUUGCAAAGCCACGAGCUGCUCCUUGACAGCACCUGGGCUGGGAGCCGGCAAAGCAGCUGCGCUGACGGGCACACGGGGGCUAAAUAAUGCAGUGCUGUCGCGUCAAGGGGUCAUGGAUUGAGAGAAGUUUUCAGUGAGGCUUUCUGAGGUGACCGAGGAAUGUCCACCUCUGUCUCUGCAGAAAUGUCUCUGUUCCAUACUGCAAGAGGAAUAAGAAGCAGCAUUCUCCCAGGGAUGGGUAAAGAACUUGUUAAUUGAAUCCCACCAGAGCCUGGAAUUCACUUCUCUACAUUUUUUUCCCCUCCCCAAAUGUCCACAAACACCCAUGGAUGUGCAUUCAGCAUCUUUCUGAAACAGUAGAACAUUGGGAAGGGAAAACGAUCAAUCAGUGUGAGUACAGGAGCGUUUCAAAUCUGCCGAGGAGCCUAUGACACCCACCUUCCCACCAAACCUGAUUGGUCCCUUUCCUUCCACAUCAGUAACAUCUCACUUAUCCAGAAAAUCAAACGCCAGGGAUUAGCAAUGCUAAAAGUAGUGGAGGGAGACACUUGAAGGACUGAGCUCCACAUGAGGUUUCUCCCCCGAGACUUGCUCUGGAGACCCCAUUGCCUUUGGGGACAGGAGCCUUUCAGCAUCUUCAGGAGCUCUUUGGGCUGAGCAAGUUCAGCAGAGGCCACAGUCAGGGCACAUGAAAGGCGACAGUGUCUGGUUCUCUGGGGCUCACAUCACCUCCAUUUUCCUUUCCGAGGGAAGAACAGGGGAAAGGGAAAGUGAUGAACAAAGCACUCAGUGACACCAAUCGGGCCGUAGGUGAUAAGGGGAAAAAGAGAGAGCUCAGAGCUCUGCAGCCUCGAAUUGAUGGGCCUUCGGGGAACUGCUGAGAAUUGGCUCAGGCUGAGCUGUGUCAG
Motacilla alba alba is the source of this 1983-nucleotide messenger RNA. RefSeq lists its product as uncharacterized. NCBI's taxonomy places the organism in Eukaryota, Metazoa, Chordata, Aves, Passeriformes, Motacillidae. The transcript has 3 exons. Gene Ontology annotation, biological process: response to bacterium. The coding region runs from base 390 to 1196 and encodes 268 amino acids. The record is from RefSeq and is a predicted model, not a curated record.